Chara braunii is the source of this 3954-nucleotide messenger RNA. Lineage: Eukaryota; Viridiplantae; Streptophyta; Charophyceae; Charales; Characeae. The record is from the annotation of a GenBank genome assembly.
ACGCGGACACGACUUGCUGGAUCCUGGUGGGGGGGGCGAUGACGGGGGUUGCAGGGACCAGCGGUGUGGGGGGGUCUGGGGGUGCCCAAUUCAACCCGCUGUCCGAGAAAGAGAUGGCGAAGUUGAGGCGAGGGAACAUUGUUUGGAACUACGUCACCGCGGGCCAGUACGUCAGGGACCAGUCGAAGAUGCACGGGGACCGAAAGUUGCGUUGCAACUUAUGCGGCCACCUGUUUCAGGGGGGGUCAUCGAAGGCCGCGCGUCAUUUCACGCAGUCGAAGUUCUGCAAGGGUGGGGGGAUGAGAGUUCUCGCGGAACUCUGGAACGGCACAGACUACACAUUUGUGCCGUCCACUGCUCAGCGGGUGCAGAGGUGGAUGGCAGACAAGGGCAUACGGGACACGAGAGCGCCCGCGGGUGACCAGGGACAGCGGAUGGACGACGUAGAGUGGGACGACAUUCAGGACACCCUCGAUGAGGAGGAGGCUCAAGAGGGCCGCGAGGGUGGGGCCAGGGAGGGGGCGGUUGCAAACGAGGCAGACGAGGCAGUCGGAGAGCCUAACCUGCCGGGGGAGGAGGUGGUGAUGACGUCGAGAGGCGUCGGUGGAGCGGGUCCUGCUACUAGGGCGCCGCGAGAUGAGCUGGACCGCGCGAGGAGGGAGAAGAGGACAAGGGCGAAGGUGGCGACGAUGGUGAGUGAGGUGCGCACCACUUUUCGGCACAGCAGUGCCACUAUCCUUUCCGACGGGAGGAAGUCGCGCAGCGGCAAGCCGCUUGUGAACUUCCUGGCACGGGGCGCCAAUGGCGCCCUGCUGUACGCCACCGUCGCACGUGAUGGGUUGGUCCGAGACACAGCGGACAUCGUGUACCGUAGGUGGCGGGCCAUCAUCUUGUCCUUUCCUGCAAAGGACGUGAUCGGCUUCUGCACAGACUCCGCCAGUAACUAUACGGCGGCAGCGCACAGGUUCGCCACAGACCCCGAGCCUGACAUCAGGAGGAUCACUUGGNUGAUCGGCUUCUGCACAGACUCCGCCAGUAACUAUACGGCGGCAGCGCACAGGUUCGCCACAGACCCCGAGCCUGACAUCAGGAGGAUCACUUGGCUCCCCUGCUCCACCCAUGUCUGYAACUUGAUGUUGUCAGAUAUCGGGACGCGAGUGGUGUGGGUCAAGGAGACCAUCAUCCGCGCUCGAGCGCUUGUGCGAUUUAWUAAAUCGCACGGCGCUGCUCACGCCCUGUUUAGGAAGUUGAUGAGGAGGGUCGACGUGCCUGAGGACAUGAUCGAUCCGUGCGUGCGUGAGGUUGCCAUCCGCAACCUCCACAUGCUAGAGCCAGCACAUGCCGAGGCCCACCUCCUCAACCCUCGCCGACGGUCCCUCACGUAUUACCAUUCGCUGCAGACGACCGUCGAGGACCGCCUUGUGGUCGAGGAGUGCGACAAAUUUCUCCUGGCGCAGACCGGCGGCGAUCCGGUCGGGUUAUUGUACAGGACCGUGAGGGACCAGAUGAGGGCGUUCCACUCGAGGCGAGGGGAUUGGGGAGACCGUGACCUGUCUGAUGCCGAGGCGGCAGAUUGCAGGGGGGACAGCGAGACCGAGCAAUGUGCAGCGUGGUGGUUCAAGCAUGGACGUGCCCACCCGGAGUUGCGCACCAUCGCCAUCCGUGUCAUGCACUUGUGGACGUCUGCCUCUCCAGCGGAGAGGAACUGGGCGGAGCACGAGCGCGUCAGCACGGCGAGGCGCUGCAAGCUUGGGUUCGCCAAGCUUGCACAGCUUGUUGAGAUUGCCACCAAUCUCAAACUGGCCUCGUGCGCACGACAGGGUGGUGGCUACGUGUUGCCAUGGGUUAUGGGGAGCGGUCGGGGGGGGGCGGCGGCAGAGGAGGAGGAUGAGGAGGGAGAUGUGGAGCCCGAGGUGUGCGGAGCGCGACCUGAUGGCAGUGUUUCCGAGCAGGAGAUCCAGCGGCAGAUUGUCGCUUUCCGUGACGGCCGACUGUCCAGAGCCCGUUCGGUUCGGGACGUGUUCGGCAGCAGAGCGACGGAGCUGCGACCGUGGCCGGAGGGUGGGGAUGAUGUGGACGCUGCUGCGGCAGACGACGACAUCAACGACGACUGGACUGAGGAUGAUGACACGCCGCUGAGUCGCGACCUGACGGCUGAGCGAGUGUACUUCACUUACGGUGGGGGUCGUGGCAGCAGCAGAGCCGGCGGUGGUCAUGGAGGACGUUCGCAUGCGGAGGUUCGCGUGGACGACUCGGAGGAGCAGCAGCCACGGGGAGGUCUUCGGCACACAGGCAGGCGUUGGGAGGUUAGGAGCGACAGCGAGGCGGAGGGGGAGGUCGAGGAUGAGGAGGUGCACCUUCACGAUCGUCGCUUCUCCCCCUCCCAUCAUCCGAUCUCUGCACAGCCCGAGGGGGAGCCACUUAGGAGUUCGGAGAGGUUGGCGUCGGCAGCAGGCAGAGACUGGACACAUGACGGCGAGGAUCGCGGGGGGGAGAGGACUCCUUCCGACGCCGGUAUCCGCCGCCGUUCACCGUCGGUGCUCCGCACACAGGACUUCAAGGACAUAGGGCUUGGCGGGAGCUUGGGAGAUUUGAGUGUCGAGGGACGUCGACGUGCCUCACCGCAGGAUGUGCGCAUAGACGUGGACGUUGAGCGGGGCCCUGUUGAGACUGAGGAGGAGAGGGAUGCCCGUUUGGACCGAGAGGAGGAGGAGCGGCUGAGGAGUUUGCCGCAGUGGGAGGUUCGGUUCGUGUAUCUCGACGAGCAGCAUCGGCAGAGGGACUUGGAGACAGGAGGGGAGGGGAGCCGUGACGUCGACGACUCGAGUGUCCCUGAGGAGGCGGUUCAGGGCGAGUUCGAUUAUGAGGGGCAGGAUGCUGCCGCGGGUGUCCCUGAGGGGCAGGAUGUUGUCAUGGGCGGCGGGUCCCCUAGUGGGGGCCGUGGCAACAGCGAGACCGCGGGUGAUGAGGGACAGGGUGCCGCAGCAUGCGACAGAGGAGAGGAUGGACCCGGUGGAGAUGGGGAUACCGCGGGUGCCGGUGGAGAUGAUGGACCGGACGGCGACGAUGACGACGACCACGGUCCGGAGGACGAUCCAGAUAGGCUCGCCUUGGUGUUGAGGGACCCCACAGUGCCUCCCAUGCGCCCUGACGGCAGAGCGCACACUUUCUUCGACGCCGACGCUUUGGCGCAUGCGUUGACGGAUGACCGUUUCGCACACAUGGGCCGCAAGAGCGGCAAGCAGCGGGCCCCUGGGAGGGCAUAUUCACCACCGCCGUUCACAGUGGUGAGCCAUCACUGGUCGGGUUCGUCGCUCAGCGACGUUAGAGGGAGGGAGUCUGGUGCGGGUGAGGUUGGGUCUGGCAGACGCAGCGACGGCGGCAGAGAUAGUGCAGGAUCGAUGCCUCCACCGCCCGCACGGACUCCGGAGGGCAGGGUCGACACCGAGGACCGGACGGUGGCACCCGGAGUUGCACACAGUGGCGGUUCCCCGUCGCUAGUCCGAGGAGGUGUGGGUGGCGGAUGGUCAGCUGUUCGUCGGGUCGGGGACCGGUUGCGGGCGGAUUACGACGCCGGGAGGGGCGUCUUCACGGGACGUGCGCCUGCUCAGACGCCGGCUGCGGAGGGCAGGUCCGAACGUCCGAGCCUGCAGAUGGCAGGCCGCAUGCUUGGUUUGUCAGGAGCGGAAACGAGGAGGACAUUGGUCCUAGAGGCCCCAGGGACAUCCACGGACAGGCUGCAGGGAGAGCAGUUCACAUCGGGCGAGGAGGAGUUGUUGAUGCGUCCCGGGACGAGACGACAGCAUGGCCUCUCAGAGGUUGAGGCUUGACUCGCUGCAAGGGUCGCCGCUGGGCAGGCAGCGUUGGACGCGAUUCAGAGGGAGAGAGAGAGGGGGAUUGCUGCACAGGCGGAGGAGGACGAGGACGCAGACACUGAGUCCGAGCCGAUCGAGA